AUGUCCAAACCUUCAGACCACAUCAAGAGGCCCAUGAACGCCUUCAUGGUAUGGUCCCGGGGCCAGCGGCGAAAGAUGGCCCAGGAAAACCCCAAGAUGCACAAUUCGGAGAUCAGCAAACGCCUAGGCGCGGAAUGGAAGCUUCUGUCCGAGGCAGAGAAGCGGCCGUACAUCGACGAGGCCAAGCGCCUGCGCGCCCAGCAUAUGAAGGAGCACCCAGACUACAAGUACCGGCCGCGGCGCAAGCCCAAGAACCUACUCAAGAAGGACAGGUAUGUCUUCCCCCUGCCCUACCUGGGCGACACGGACCCGCUCAAGGCGGCCGGCCUGCCCGUGGGGGCCUCCGACGGCCUCCUGAGCGCGCCCGAGAAAGCCCGGGCCUUCUUGCCGCCCGCCUCGGCACCCUACUCCCUGAUGGACCCUGCGCAGUUUAGCUCGAGUGCCAUUCAGAAGAUGGGUGAAGUGCCCCACACCUUGGCUACCGGCGCGCUGCCCUACGCGUCUACCCUGGGCUACCAGAACGGCGCCUUCGGCAGCCUCAGCUGCCCCAGUCAGCACACGCACACUCACCCGUCCCCCACCAACCCCGGCUUCGUGGUGCCCUGUAACUGUACGGCCUGGUCUGCCUCUACCUUGCAGCCUCCGGUCGCCUACAUUCUCUUCCCUGGUAUGACCAAGACUGGCAUAGACCCUUAUUCGUCAGCCCACGCCACUGCCAUGUAA
Loxodonta africana (African savanna elephant) is the source of this 723-nucleotide messenger RNA. RefSeq names its product SRY-box transcription factor 14 (gene SOX14). The transcript has a single exon. The record is from RefSeq and is a predicted model, not a curated record. Bases 1 to 723 code for a protein of 240 amino acids. Gene Ontology annotation, biological process: anatomical structure morphogenesis; regulation of DNA-templated transcription; cell differentiation. Lineage: Eukaryota; Metazoa; Chordata; Mammalia; Proboscidea; Elephantidae. Gene Ontology annotation, molecular function: RNA polymerase II cis-regulatory region sequence-specific DNA binding; DNA-binding transcription factor activity, RNA polymerase II-specific.